CUUUAAAUUAAAUGGUUUAAAAAAAACAAAAACCCUAAAUUUUGACCUAGAGAAGUCGAUUUCUGGUCUCUUGCUCUUCCUUCGCCAUUCUGCUUCGCCUUCUUGCUCAGUUGCUCUUCGCCAGCCAUCUUCAAAGUCGAACCGGUUUGUAGUUUGUAGUUUGCUGGUUGUGGUAGUGAAUAGUCUUUGGACUUCUUUCCUUGGUGGUUCUACUCCGCUUUGUACUGGGGGACAUUAUUAAGAAAAGAUGGCUCCGCAAGUGAGUAAUGCUUUACGAAUAUCGUACUCACAAGAACUUGUAGAUGGCAAACCAGUCUUUGUUUCUUCAAAUUGUCUUCCUAUCAAAGUGUCGAGGUUUGAACCUGCUGGCCUUGCUUUUCAUGCUGCUGCUCUCAGACUUGCUGGCUAUUCUGAAGAGGAUUCAGACGGGGAUGAUCAGACUGUUUCAAGUGAUAAAGAACAAAAUUAUGUUCCUUCUUUUGAUUCUUAUAGCAUUAAGAGUAAGAAGAAAUCUGACGCUGAUGGUCAACAACAGGAUCAUUAUGCAUUGUUGGGUUUGGCGCAUUUGAGAUAUCUUGCGACUGAGGACCAGAUCAAGAAAAGUUACCGUGAUGUUGCUUUAAAAUAUCAUCCUGACAAACAAGCUGCACUUCUCCUUGCUGAAGAAACUGAAGCUGCAAAACAAGUAAAGAAGGAAGAAAUUGAAAACCAUUUCAAAGCCAUUCAAGAAGCUUAUGAAGUGUUAAUUGACCCUUUGAAACGAAGAAUUUAUGAUUCAACUGAUGAAUUUGAUGAUGAGAUCCCUACGGACUGUGCACCGCAGGACUUCUAUAAAGUUUUCGGUCCUGCUUUUAUGAGGAAUAGCCGUUGGUCUGUUACCCAACCUGCUCCUUCAUUAGGAGAUGAUAAUACUCCUUUUGACGAGGUUGAUAAAUUCUAUAACUUUUGGUAUUCCUUCAAAAGCUGGAGAGAAUUUCCACACGCCGAUGAAUUUGACCUUGAGCAAGCAGAAUCUCGCGAUCAUAGGAGAUGGAUGGAGCGACAGAAUGCCAAACUUAGUGAGAAAGCCAGAAAGGAAGAGUAUGCCCGUGUACGUUUGCUUGUUGACAAUGCCUAUAAAAGAGAUCCCAGGAUUGCGAAGAGGAAGGAAUUGGAGAAAGCUGAAAAGCAGCGUAAGAAGCAAGCAAAAUUCUUGGCCAAGAAGUUGCAAGAGGAAGAAGCUGCAAGAGCUGCUGAAGAGGAGAGGCGUAAGAAAGAGGAGGAAGAAAGAAAAGCUGCUGAAGUUGCAUUGCAAAACAAGAAGGCUAAAGAGAAGGAAAAGAAACUCUUACGUAAGGAACGUACCCGUCUCCGCUCUCUUACUGCUGAAGUUACAUCUAAGCAUGAGUUUAACAUAUCUGGGGAUGAUGUAGAAACCCUUUGCAUGUCACAUGACAUGGAGCGACUCAAGAAUCUUUGCGACAAGAUAGAGGGAAAGGAACAAGAGGAACAAGUUAAACUUAUCAAAGAUUCUCUAAGUGAUCAAGUUAACAUAGAACCUGAUCAUAAAGCUGUGAGUAAGAAUCCUCAGCAAACUAGUGCAUUACAAUCUAAUGGAAACAUGACAUCGAGUCGCAAUGAAAAGAAAGAGAAGCUGUGGGGUAAGGAAGAAGUUGAUCUCUUGAGAAAAGGUAUGCAGAAAUAUCCAAAAGGGACAUCACGGAGGUGGGAGGUUAUAUCCGAGUAUAUUGGGACCGGAAGAUCAGUGGAAGAGAUUUUGAAAGCAACAAAAACUGUUCUUCUCCAAAAACCCGACAAUUCCAGGGCAUUUGAUUCAUUUCUUGAAAAAAGAAAACCAGCAGCAUCUAUUGCCUCACCACUUAGUAGUAGAGAAGAAGUUCAACAUGUUUCAGGUGUGAAUGGUUCUGAUCCUAGUCCUACAAGUGCACCAGAUUCGACAAAUGCUACUUCAAGCUCUAGCAGCAACGAACAAGGAUCAGUUGCUGCUUCAGUGUCUGACCAGGACGUGUGGUCUUCUGUUCAAGAAAGAGCUCUUGUUCAGGCUCUAAAAACCUUUCCGAAGGAAACACCUCAACGUUGGGAGCGGAUUGCAGCUGCUGUCCCAGGGAAAACUGUGAACCAAUGCAAGAAGCAAUUUACUUCACUCAAGGAGAUUCUGAGAAGCAAGAAGAACACCAGUUAGAAGAGAUGUUAAUAUGACAACAUCAAAAAAAAUUUUGAUCCCGAUAUUUUGAUUCAUGUGAUAAGCUUCGCUGAGGGAAUGCGUACUUUAAGAGUGAUCAGAUCGUCACUUGGUGGAUGGCGUUACUGGUAUGAACGUUAAUAUGUAUUCUUUUUGACAGCAGAAUUAAGCGAUGUUAUGUAAGGUUUAUCGAUCCAUUCUUUUUGACAUAAUUAAGCGAUAUUAUGUAAGUUCUAUUGCUGCUGAUCAUAUUACGCUUUCGUUUUAGAAGUCUCGAGAUCGGUCGAUACUUUCAAGUACAGGACAAGGUGUGAUGCUGAAACUCUCGACGCCUAUGGACUUAGUUUUAUCUUACUAUGUGGACGUUUAUGUCACAAAGGAUGAUCAUGAAAAAAAUGUAUUGUUACUGUCUUUUUGGAUUCCAGGUGCAUCACUUGCCUUGAUUUCUUUUUA
Amaranthus tricolor (Joseph's coat) is the source of this 2635-nucleotide messenger RNA. RefSeq lists its product as uncharacterized. The record is from RefSeq and is a predicted model, not a curated record. The coding region runs from base 248 to 2182 and encodes 644 amino acids. Lineage: Eukaryota; Viridiplantae; Streptophyta; Magnoliopsida; Caryophyllales; Amaranthaceae. The transcript has 2 exons. Gene Ontology annotation, molecular function: Hsp70 protein binding; ribosome binding. Gene Ontology annotation, biological process: 'de novo' cotranslational protein folding; regulation of translational fidelity. Gene Ontology annotation, cellular component: cytosol.